Messenger RNA from Durusdinium trenchii, 1232 nucleotides. The record is from the annotation of a GenBank genome assembly. NCBI's taxonomy places the organism in Eukaryota, Dinophyceae, Suessiales, Symbiodiniaceae.
AGGUGGAUGCCCAGUCGCUGGUAUCCACAGAUGGUGAGUGGAAGCUGAGCCCCUCAGGAGGUAGCUGUGAUGACGUGUGUGGAACAGGGCUUUGCGAUACCUCGAAGCAAGAACAACUGACUGAUAGACAAAUCCGAUACGGCGCCAGACUGCUCGGUGGCUACACUUGCCGAGAGACGAUGUCUCCUAACAGCGAUGAUGGUGCUCCAGGGGUCUUGGCCUCCAACAGCCAGUGCUACAGGUACAGCGGACAAGCUGGUAAAACGACGUGUGGCGCAACUUUCUAUUCGAAGAGGCGGUUUUGCUAUUGCAAAGAUGCGAGCGGAGGCAGCUCGGGGGAUCCCCACAUCCAAUCGCUGCGCGGUGCUCACUAUAGCCUCUUGAAGGAAGGCACCUUCCUGGCGUGGAGCUUUUCCAAAGCGCCCGUCGAGUGGCAGCUCUAUGCCCACUACGCAGGUUCAACAUUUACGACCCAAGGGCUCUUGCUGUUGGACAAGAGUCUUGGACGUCGCAUGGAAAUGACCGCGGAGGAUUGUCAAUGGCGCAGCCAGGAAGGCGGGAAGUGGCAUGCGGUCAAGUCUGGCGCACAGGAGCUCUCUUGGAAGGUGCAAACAACUAACCUGACCAGUCCGGACCUUGUGGUGAUGGGAUCCGAAAUCAAUCUCAGCAUGGAAGUUCCCCAAGGCCAGCACAAGGUUGCGCGUCUCCUGUCCCACUGCACCCCCGGUGAUCAUUUGGACUUCAAGCUCACCAUGUUCAAGAAGGAAGACAUUGACUACGUGAAUGGUGAACUUGGAGUUGACCCACAAGUCUGGAACACGUCCUCCCUCUUCUACUCCAAAAGUAGCCAGAUGCAGAUGCGAAGCGAUCUCGAGUUUGAGGCAUCCGCAUCUUGGUCCAGCUUGGGUGGCAGUGCGGCUGCAGCGGAAUAUUUGAAGAAGAAACAGCAGGAGCAGGCUGAGGCUUCCCUGGUGCUACGCAAAGACUGCACUGAAUCUGAGAUUCGGGCAGCCACAAAGACUUGCGCCAAGUACUUGAAGAACAUCCUCAACCAGGACGUCUUUGCCGACUGCGUCUUCGAUGUUUGCCAUGGUGGAGGUGAGGCGGAGGCAAAGCGUGCCGCUUUGCUUUUUUCAGGUUAGGUCGCCGCUGGUUCUUGGUUUCACGCAGCUUGAAGGAUGUUGGUUGGAGAAUUGGAGAGUUGCAGAGCUAUAAUAGUAAUAUUACAUAUG